UCCCUCUCCCUGCCUUUAUAAUUCCCCGACCCCAUUCACCUCACAGACACACCACUGCUUCAAGAAACCACCGAGUCCAAGCGAGAGGCAAGAGGGGCGAGAAUGGAAGGGAAGGAGGAGGAUGUGCGCCUGGGAGCGAACAAGUUCUCGGAGAGGCAGCCCAUCGGGACGGCGGCGCAGGGCGCUGGGGACGACAAGGACUACAAGGAGCCCCCGCCGGCGCCGCUGUUCGAGCCCGGGGAGCUCAAGUCCUGGUCCUUCUACCGCGCAGGGAUCGCCGAGUUCGUCGCCACCUUCCUCUUCCUCUACAUUACCAUCCUCACCGUCAUGGGCGUCUCCAAGUCCACCUCCAAGUGCGCCACCGUCGGCAUCCAGGGCAUCGCCUGGUCCUUCGGAGGCAUGAUCUUCGCGCUCGUCUACUGCACCGCCGGCAUCUCCGGAGGGCACAUCAACCCAGCAGUGACUUUCGGUCUGUUCUUGGCCAGGAAGCUGUCCCUGACUAGGGCCAUCUUCUACAUAGUGAUGCAAUGUCUGGGGGCCAUCUGUGGAGCUGGAGUGGUGAAGGGCUUCCAGCAGGGGCUUUACAUGGGCAAUGGAGGUGGUGCCAACGUAGUUGCCAGUGGUUACACCAAGGGUGACGGCCUUGGUGCUGAGAUUGUUGGCACCUUCAUCCUGGUCUACACCGUCUUCUCGGCAACUGAUGCCAAGAGGAACGCCAGGGACUCCCAUGUUCCUAUCCUUGCCCCACUGCCAAUUGGGUUUGCGGUGUUCCUGGUCCACCUUGCCACCAUCCCCAUUACUGGCACUGGCAUCAACCCAGCAAGGAGCCUUGGCGCUGCCAUCAUUUACAACAGGGAGCACGCCUGGAAUGACCAUUGGAUCUUCUGGGUCGGUCCCUUCAUUGGUGCUGCCCUGGCUGCCAUCUACCACCAGGUGGUCAUCAGGGCCAUCCCGUUCAAGAGCAGGUCUUAAGGUACCGCUGCCCUGCAGAGACAUGCCAGUCUGAAGAACGAGCAUCUUCAUAUGAUGUCUUGUUUGCCCGCGCCUACUAUAUAUCUGUUGAUCCUUCGUCUCUCUUCAAGACUGCUGCACCGUUUUGUUCAGUUAUGUGAACCCAGAACUUGUGUAUUUCAGUACCGAACUGUGCAUGCCUUUUUUUUAUGAAGAUUUAAGUUAUGAUCACUCGUUGCUUUAGUUUC
Messenger RNA from Phragmites australis (common reed), 1199 nucleotides. Its product is annotated as aquaporin PIP1-1. NCBI's taxonomy places the organism in Eukaryota, Viridiplantae, Streptophyta, Magnoliopsida, Poales, Poaceae. Gene Ontology annotation, cellular component: vacuole; plasmodesma; plasma membrane. Bases 103 to 972 code for a protein of 289 amino acids. The record is from RefSeq and is a predicted model, not a curated record. Gene Ontology annotation, molecular function: water channel activity. The transcript is spliced from 4 exons. Gene Ontology annotation, biological process: transmembrane transport; response to water deprivation.